Panicum virgatum (switchgrass) is the source of this 877-nucleotide messenger RNA. RefSeq lists its product as uncharacterized. The coding region runs from base 164 to 877 and encodes 237 amino acids. The transcript is spliced from 3 exons. Lineage: Eukaryota; Viridiplantae; Streptophyta; Magnoliopsida; Poales; Poaceae. The record is from RefSeq and is a predicted model, not a curated record.
UCUGCACCAACAGGACCCGGCCGCCCGGCGCUCGAUCUGCACCAACAGGACCCGGCCGCCCGGCGCUCGAUCUGCACCAACAGGAUCCGUCCGCCCGGCGCUCGAUCUGCACCAUCAGGACCCGGCCACCUUCGUUCUCCCACCAUGAACUGAGCAAAUCGUCAUGGAUUUACCCAAGAAACUCGACCUUUCAUGGAUUCCUGCAGGGAUGGAUCGUAGCUCGGCUUGUCGAGUUGUGAUUCAGGUUCCUGCGUAUGUGGAGCAACCUGUUGAAGAGUACCAUGUCACUAGCAAAAACAGCAUUAUUGUAGACAAGGACACUACAAAUUGGAUUGAUUUCUCGGCUGAGCUAGAUGCAAUGGUCAAGCAUGGUGAGCAGCAGGAGUUGCAUGUAUCAUUCUUGGAUAAAACUUGCAAUGAAUAUGUGCGGAUUGCUUCUGAUGCUGCACUGCUUGAGGCAUUUUCUCAGUACUGGGACAUAAGGAGGCUACUAUUACAAGUGAUAGUUCACGACGUCAAACCUCUUGAAGAGGUUCUUCCUUCUACUAACCUAGAGACUGCUCUAGUUGUUGCAUGUGUCGUGCCAUCUUCCGCUCCUACUCAUAAAGAACUAGACCUAAACAAGCCAGCAUCUUGGGGAGAGGAAGAUGAAAUUGAGUAUGUUGGGGUGGAUGAUGAGAAGGAGAAGUAUAAGGAUUUUAAAUUAGACGAUGAUGUUAUGAUAGACCCAAAUUAUAUUGCUAAUUUUGAUGGGGAAGAUAGCGAUGAUGAGUUGAGUGUUGAUGAUGACAAGGGAUGUGAAAUGCAUGUGCAUGUCACUGAUGUAGAAAAUCCUAAGAUAGAAGUUGGGGUUACAUUUGAAGAUGGUACCAUAUAG